GUGUACGCACACUGAUAUUUAUAUAAAAAGGAGUGAAAGCGAGGUGUCAGGGCAACGAUUGUAGGUGACUAAUUCCAGGUUAUAAGAUUCAACCGCUACAUUGCUUGAGACAGUCACCUGGUAAGGAACAAGCAGCCAUGUCAUCUAGUUCUCACACAGCAGAGAAAUCUAGCAGCAGUGAGUGUCAGAAAGAAAAGGACAUUCAAGGAUGUCACCAUGGAGAUACCAACACUGCCAAGUGUGAACAUUCUCAUCACCAAAUGGAUCCUGAAGUUGCAUGGCUGUAUGAAGCAACUCAUAAAGGAAAUAGACCACCAGAGGAAACAUGCAAAAUAUAUGAUCAACAUGCAGACGACUAUGAAAAGUUUGCAAGUAAAUUUACAUGUGAAGAAUGGUCCCUUGUUGUAACUGAUGUGAUAGAAACCAAGAUCCUGAAGGAUAAAAGUUGUAGAAUCUUAGAUGUUGGAGCUGGGACUGGUGCUAAUGGAAAUCUGCUACAAAAGCAUGGAUACACUAACAUUGAUGCUUUAGAUGGAAGUGAACAAAUGUUGGAAAUAGCCAAAACUAAAAAUAUCUACCAUAAUCUCAUCCAUAUUAUUCUGAAGGAUGGAGUUCGUAUUCCUAAUGUUGAGAAUGAUACUUACACUGCUGUUGUGAUGAAUGCAGUAUUUUGCCCAAAUCACUGUGAUUCGUCAAUCUUUCCUGAAUUAAUCCGGGUAGUCAAGCCAGGAGGAUACAUCUCUUGGUCUUUGAAAACUGAUGAAGAAACAGAUGUAGACAAGUUCAACAGUGAUGUAGAGAAGCUGUGUGAGGAACGAAAAUGGAAAAGUAUCUUUGAAAAAAUCCACAAAACAGAGUUUGGUGAUGAAAAGGUUGUCAUCAUGGAAGUUCUCUAAUAGUUUUUUCCAGUUUAUUUUCAACCUAAACAUUUUUGGCCAUUUAAUUUCAUAUAUACAUGAAGACAUAGUAAUUGUGCAUGACUUACUUUCUGUGACAUAAUGCUUUGCAUUAAGAAACGAUUUGGUACUUGAAUUUAUAUGUAUGUUAUCAGUGAAUGUUUUUCUUGAAUAUAUCUUACUUCUUAAACAAAAUAUAAUUUUUCUUAAAGUCCCAAAUAUAAAUUAAUAUUUAGUAUGAUAUAGAAAUGUAUGAUCAGCACAGUUGAUUUUUUUUCAUUUUCACUCUCUCUUAAUUUUAAGAAGUAUUAUCACAGUUUUAUAUACAUAUUGAUUCUCUACAGCACAACAACUGUAAAUGUAGGUUAUUUUAUUUUCCCUCAUGUUUAAGCUCCAUUUAGCAAUAUUUAUGUAUGAUUUAAGGCCAACAAGGGACCUGUUGAUCCAUUCCACCCACUGAAAUGAACUUUAAAGUAUAAAUAAAACACUCAGUCCCAGUCCUUAUCAUUCAAAUAUUUAUGAAGUCUUUCCUUGAAUUCACUUAAAUUUACCACAUCCACUACGUAUAAAGGAAACCCAUUCCAAAGCCAACCACCUUGUUAGAAAAAUAAUACUUUCUUAGCUGAAGAUGAUCUCUAUUCUUGUCAAAAUUUAUACUUGUAUCUUCUAGUCCUUCCAUUUUCACCAUUAAGUACAAAAAAAAGGAAAAAUCAACACUAUUGACAAACUUAACCUUAACAACCUUAAACAUCUCAAUUAGAUCCCCUCUAAAUGUUCUUUUUUCAAUAGAAAACAAUUUCAGCGAUCUUAUCCUUUCCUUGUAUGACAAUCUUUCUAUUCCUGGUAUCAAUCUAGUAGCACUCCUCUGAACCCCUUCCAACAAUUUAAUGCCCUUCAAAGGUAAGGAGCCAAAUGUGGCCCAACCAGUGACAUAUACAAUGAAAUUAUAGCCUCUUUAGUCUUGUAGUCAAUACUUCUGAAGGAACAAUCUGAAAUCCUGUUAGAUAUUAUGGUCAGUACAAAACACAGCUGUUGAUCUUAUUGUGUAGACAAGUUUGCAUUAAUUUUGCAUACUUGAUUAUGACAAAACCUUGUAGAAAUGUUGCACAUUUGCUGUUAUGUUAAACUUAUAUUAAAGUUCUUCUUCAUUACCCAUUCAAGCCAUUUCCAAGCAUUAUAAGUUUACAUUAAAUCUGGAAAGCUGUUAUGACUGGAAUGAUAUAUACAUAUACUCUUCAUACUCUCAUUUAUGUGAUAAACUACCUUCACCACCACAAUCAAUUCAUGUGUAAAACAUUAUUCUGAUUAAUGAUUUUUGUCUGGAUGUUUAAAGUACAAAAACAUUCAACAUCAUAAUCUUUCAUAAUAAUUACCAAAAGAGUUUUAAACUUGACAUUUGAAAAUGUAACUAGCAUGUUCUGUAGCAGAAAAGAUGUCUAACAGAAACAUUUAUUCUUCUAAAGAAUUGUUUCUGCAUACUACAUUAUAGUGCAUGAUUUAAACUCUUUUGAUACAUUUUUCAAUUGUAAUAAGAUAUACAUAAUUAUUGUUUGAACAUCAGCAACUUAUUUCUGCCUUUACUCUGUUGAAGUGUGGAAACUAAAAUAAUUAAAGGACCAAGUUUUUCUGUGAUGAGAUAGAUAUUUUUUAAAGUUAGUUGCACAUUUCACCAGUUAGAGUUCAAAACAUUUUGCACAAAAGUCUAAAUAUAAGUGAUAUACAUUCAGGGAAGUUAUUAGAACAUGUAGUAUUCAGUGCUUGAAGCAGUAUUAAUAGUUUAGAUUUCCAUUAAAUUGCAUGAUAUGAGCUGUACAUUUAAUUCUUUGCUAAUUCUGUAAAUUAACAGUUUAAAAUCAGACUUUAGUUUUUUAACUUUAAAAAAACACAAAAUUAAAUAUCUUUAUAAUUGAUAUUUUCACUAUUAGUUUGAUCCAAAACCUGUUAUUUGAAACUGUUAAAAUAGAUUUAUAUAUUAGCAAAUUAAUAAUUCUGUUAAAUGUUCUAUAAUUUUUAAAUAAAUCAUGUAUGAUGAAAAACACACGUAUGACUUUGUACCAUUUUACUUUACAAAGAGCCUUGUUGGUCUCAUGAUUCUGUUAAAAAGAUCCAAGUUUUGCUGAACUUAUAUGAAUUAAACAAUAUUUCACAAAAUUAUGUAACUGAAGCAAAUAAAAUAAACUGCAUUUUACAAGUAAU
Messenger RNA from Limulus polyphemus (Atlantic horseshoe crab), 3092 nucleotides. RefSeq lists its product as uncharacterized. Bases 138 to 896 code for a protein of 252 amino acids. NCBI's taxonomy places the organism in Eukaryota, Metazoa, Arthropoda, Merostomata, Xiphosura, Limulidae. The transcript is spliced from 6 exons. The record is from RefSeq and is a predicted model, not a curated record.